Molecule: messenger RNA, 2232 nt
Organism: Rhodotorula graminis WP1
Lineage: Eukaryota; Fungi; Basidiomycota; Microbotryomycetes; Sporidiobolales; Sporidiobolaceae
Exons: 11
Coding region: 1-2040 (679 amino acids)
Cellular component (GO): plasma membrane; fungal-type vacuole
Source: RefSeq, a predicted model, not a curated record
AUGACCGCGUCGACCUCGCUCCGCCUCGUCCUGCUCGCCGCCGCGUCGUCGGUCGCGCUCGCUGCUUCGGCCGACGUCAACACGGCCACCACGGCCGACGGCGAGCGCAUCAUUGCCGGCUACACGCCCUCGGUCGCCCUGUCGUGCGUCGGCAUCGCCCUGUUCGGCGCGUCGACCGUCGCCCUGUGGCUCGAGUGGUUCCGCACGGGCCGCAAGCGAUACAUGCUCACGCUCAACAUCGCCAUGAUCUGCAUGACGGUCGGCUUCAUCCUGCGCAUCGUGUAUCACUCGAACCUCGACAGUCUCGGCGGGUACAUCGCCAUGUACAUGUUCCUCCUCCUUUCGCCCUGCGCGUUCUUGGCCCACAACUACCUCAUGCUGUCGCGCCUGUCGCGCGCCAUGGGACCCGACGCGACGAGCUGCCUGUUCCUCCCCGCGCACCACGUCGGUACCAUCUUCAUCUGGAGCGACGUCAUCACCUUUUGGAUGCAGGCCGCCGGUGGUGGCCUCACCGCGGUCGACAACCCGAGCCUCGUCAAGGCGGGCAAGUACGUCGCCCUCGCCGGCCUCUGCAUCCAGCUCGUGUCGUACCUCUUCUUCACGUCGCUCCUGAUCGUCUUCUACUCCAACGUCCGCCGUCGUCACGCGCACCUCGCCCACCCCGCGCAGCCUUUCCGCUUCGGGGCGCACAAAUUCUGGUCAAACUCGAUGGUGUACGACUGGCGCACGCUCGUCUGGGUCGUCCUCCUGUCGUGCGUCGGCGUCAUCACGCGCUCCGCCUUCAGGAUCGUCGAGUACUCUGAGGGCUACUACGGCAAACUCGCGACCUCCGAGGGCUACUUUUACCUCCUCGACGCCCUCCCGCUCUGGCUCGCCAUGACGCUCUACGUCUUCUUCUACCCGCCGCGCUUCAUCGAGGGCGCUCGCGAGCUCGAGCAGGUCUCGAGCACGCAGUACGCCCUCGAGAACGGCGGCGCGACGGUCGACCGCUACACGACCGAGUCGAGCGAGAAGACGAGCCGGGCCGAGGAACGAGGGCCUAUCGCCGGCUUCGUGCCCAAGCAGGCCCCGUCGGUCGUCGCGGCGGCCCUGUACCUCCUGUCGACCUGCAGUAUGUGGCUCAGCUUCCACCGCACGGGCCGGCCCUGGUGGCUCGUCGUCCUCCCGAUCGGCAUGACCUGCAUGGUCGCCGGGUUUGUGCUUCGCUUCUACUACUCGAUGGACGAAAACGCGACCAAGUUAUCGGUGUAUCUGCCGUUCUACGCGUUGCUGCUCCUCUCGCCCUGCACCUUCCUCGCGACCGACUACAUCCUCCUGCCCCGUCUCGGCCGCGCCAUGGGCGAGGAGGUCGCCAAGACGGCCUUCCUCGUCCCGAUCCGCUUCCUCCUACGAUUUUUCAUCUGGUCAGACGUGACGACCUUCUUCAUCCAGAUGUCGGGAGGCGGCCUUAUGGCUGCUGGAUCGAGCAAGAUGUCCAACCUCGGCACCAAGGUCAUGCUCGUCGGCCUCGUCGCCCAGACUCUCUCGUUCAUCUUCUUCACGGUCAUUCUCGUCGUCUUUGGGCUCCGAGUGUACCGCAACCACAUGCACCUCGUGCGGCCGACCGAGCCCUGGCGGCCAACGCGCUUCAACCCUCUCGCGGCGGCGCCGGUCAGCGACUGGCGGCUCCUGUACUGGAUCCUCGUCGUCAACUGUGUGUGCAUCAUCGUUCGGAGCAUCUUCCGCACGAUCGAGUCGGCGCAAGGCCACGACGGGUACCUCGCAACACACGAGGGCUACUUCUACAUGUUCGACGCCCUCCCUCUCUGGAUCGCCAUGACCCUGCUCGCCUACUGCUGGCCGCCUCGCGUGUUCGACGGCCUCACCCUCGUCGACGGCGUCUCGCCGUUCAGCAACCGGCACGUCGCCUUUGCGCACGUGGGCAGGACGCCCGAGGACCGUCGGGCGAUGGUGUACGGCGAGAUUGGCGACGAGCACGACGGCAAAGGGUGGGCGCCCGAGCCGGUGAAGCUCGGGACCUACGACUCGUACCGGCACUGAGCCCGCGGGUCGCUCGUCGCCGUUGCGCCGCUUUCCCGUCCCUCGAGCUCGACCGCCUAGAUCCUCCUUCCUACACGCAGAAGAGCCUCGUCCUCUCUCGCAGAUAGACCCUUUUCCCUCCUCGCACUCUCUUUCACCUCUAGUUUUCCCCACGCGCCACGUUGUAACACUCUCUGUCCCUCGUUCCUCCUC